Molecule: messenger RNA, 2397 nt
Organism: Pteronotus mesoamericanus
Lineage: Eukaryota; Metazoa; Chordata; Mammalia; Chiroptera; Mormoopidae
Gene: UGP2
Product: UDP-glucose pyrophosphorylase 2
Exons: 10
Coding region: 522-2048 (508 amino acids)
Biological process (GO): glycogen metabolic process; UDP-alpha-D-glucose metabolic process
Cellular component (GO): cytoplasm
Molecular function (GO): UTP:glucose-1-phosphate uridylyltransferase activity
Source: RefSeq, a predicted model, not a curated record
GGAACCCUGCUUGGGUGGGGGCCGCUGUUGACCGGUUUUGCGGAGAACUGGUCGGAGGCUGGACUGCGUUGAGGGGAAAGAGAGCCAGGAAUGCGACCCGCCAGCGCCUGCCGCUGUCGAACCCCGGAGGGCGUGGGGACCCGGGGGCGUUGAAAUAGCCGCUGUAGAUCCGCCUCUUUCAUUGAUGAAAUUUAAGUUCGUGUGAUUUUACCUUUCCUGGGAGUUUCCAGUUGGCCUUUAUUUGUGUUAGAACAGUGUAGACAGGAGUUACAAGCAGACUCAGUCGCACCAAGUUUCUGUCUUUGGAAGUGGAGGUUUUCUUUUUCUUUUUCUUUUUUUUUUUUUUUUUGAGGCAGUUUUAAUCGCUUUCAAUAAAUACUCUCCCUUAAGUAGUUAAACAUUAGAAGAGGAGAAAGAACACGUCGGUUGUUAAAGAAGGGGAGGAAAUCACUACCUGAUAAGCGUGACUUCUUUAGAAACUAACAUAUAUAUAAUCCAGAGUAUUUUAGUAAAUCCCUAAAAUGUCGAGAUUUGUACAAGAUCUUAGCAAAGCAAUGUCGCAAGAUGGCGCUUCUCAGUUUCAAGAGGUCAUUCGACAAGAGCUAGAAUUAUCUGUGAAGGAGGAACUAGAAAAAAUACUCAGCACAGCACCAUCACAUGAGUUUGAGCACACUAAAAAAGACCUUGAUGGAUUUCGCAAGCUAUUUCAUAGAUUUUUGCAAGAAAAGGGACCUUCUGUAGAUUGGGGAAAAAUCCAGAGACCUCCAGAAGAUUCGAUUCAACCCUAUGAAAAGAUAAAGGCCAGGGGCUUACCUGAUAAUAUAUCUUCUGUGCUGAACAAGUUGGUGGUGGUAAAACUCAAUGGUGGUUUGGGAACCAGCAUGGGUUGCAAAGGCCCAAAAAGUCUGAUUGGCGUGCGGAAUGAGAAUACGUUUUUGGACUUGACCGUUCAGCAAAUUGAACAUUUGAACAAAACCUACAAUACUGAUGUUCCUCUUGUUCUGAUGAACUCUUUUAAUACAGAUGAAGAUACAAAAAAGAUACUACAGAAGUAUAGUCACUGUCGCGUGAAAAUUUAUACUUUUAAUCAAAGCAGGUACCCGAGGAUUAAUAAAGAAUCUUUACUGCCAGUAGCGAAGGAUGUGUCCUACUCAGGGGAAAAUACAGAAGCUUGGUACCCCCCAGGUCAUGGAGAUAUUUACGCCAGCUUCUACAACUCUGGUUUACUUGAUAUAUUCAUAGGAGAAGGCAAAGAGUAUAUUUUUGUGUCUAACAUAGAUAAUCUGGGUGCCACGGUGGAUCUUUAUAUUCUUAAUCAUCUAAUGAACCCACCCAAUGGAAAACGCUGUGAAUUUGUCAUGGAAGUCACAAAUAAAACACGUGCAGAUGUAAAGGGUGGGACACUCACUCAGUAUGAAGGAAAACUGAGACUGGUGGAAAUCGCUCAAGUGCCAAAAGCACAUGUUGAUGAGUUCAAGUCUGUCUCAAAAUUCAAAAUAUUUAACACAAACAACCUCUGGAUCUCUCUUGCAGCAGUUAAAAGGUUGCAGGAGCAGAAUGCUAUUGACAUGGAAAUCAUUGUGAAUCCAAAGACUCUGGAUGGAGGCCUGAAUGUCAUCCAGUUAGAGACUGCAGUAGGGGCUGCCAUUAAAAGUUUUGAGAACUCUCUAGGUAUCAAUGUUCCUAGAAGCCGUUUUCUGCCUGUCAAAACCACAUCAGAUCUCUUGCUUGUGAUGUCAAACCUCUAUAGCCUUAAUGCAGGAUCUUUGACAAUGAGUGAAAAGCGGGAAUUUCCUACAGUGCCCUUGGUUAAAUUAGGCAGUUCUUUCACAAAGGUUCAAGAUUAUCUAAGGAGAUUCGAAAGUAUACCAGAUAUGCUUGAAUUAGAUCAUCUCACAGUUUCAGGAGAUGUGACAUUUGGCAAGAAUGUUUCAUUAAAGGGAACUGUUAUCAUCAUCGCAAAUCAUGGUGACCGAAUUGACAUCCCACCUGGAGCGGUAUUAGAGAACAAGAUUGUAUCUGGGAACCUUCGUAUCUUGGACCACUGAAAUGAAAAAAUACCGUGUACACUUUAUACUAAUUAUGGGCUAGUUUCUUAUAAUGAAAUGUUCUCUAGGAUUCUAAGAUAGGCAGGUAUGCUACUAUUUUACUGUAACCUGCAGUGUUAAUUUUCAAAGAGUUUUCUGCCUUUUUGCAUAAGAGUAUGCUUUUAGCCUAAGAAAAGCACAGAUGGAAGCAAUACUUUUCUUGUUGGAAGAGGAUCCUGAGUGUUCACCUUAAAGUGCAAUAUUGUUUAAUCUUAAAACUGGGGCAGCUCUGCUGAAAAAUAUUUUAACAGAGGCCUCAGUGAUGGUCACUUUGAUUGCUUGUGAUUUCAAAAAUAAAGCUGUGAAGCAA